Molecule: messenger RNA, 3054 nt
Organism: Cryptosporidium muris RN66
Lineage: Eukaryota; Apicomplexa; Conoidasida; Eucoccidiorida; Cryptosporidiidae
Exons: 1
Coding region: 1-3054 (1017 amino acids)
Source: RefSeq, a predicted model, not a curated record
AUGGCCAAUAAUAGUGACAAUGAUAUCUUUAAGGAAAAUCCAAAUUUUGAUAAUAGUUGUCUAGACCCAGAGAAUAUUACUGAAACUAGUUUUUCUCCAGUAUCAAUAAAUGGUAAUUAUAAUACCUUUAAUACAAGUACAUCUAUGAUCACACAUUUAAGUUCUUCUCAUGCAGAUAAUUCGGUAAUUCAACCUUCAUAUAAUCUUAAUAGAUUACAAACAGGUAGUAUAAUAGAUGUUAAAGAGUCUACUUAUAGUCCUAUUGAUAAGUCUCAAUAUAGUUUACCUUCUUAUUCAACAGUAAAUAAUAAUCAAAGUGAAUACCAUAAUCCAUCACAGUUAUAUAGAUCUUUUAAUGAUUUGGGUGGGUCUAGUAUUCCUGGUAGUUUAGAAACUAUUGAAAGAAAAAGCCAAAAAAGAUCUGCAUCUUGCUAUGAUUCACCUAUUUUAGACAAUAGUUCUACAAUAUAUUUGGAUAAAACUAAAAAGAAUUUGCAUAAUCAACAAUAUAGACAUUAUACUCAACAACAAUUAGAAGGUAUGGAUGAUAUCUUAGCUUCUCAGCAUUAUCAACCCUACCAACAACAUAAUCAACCGAAUCCAAUUAAUAAAUCUGAUUUAAAAAGCAAAUAUAAUCAAAAUAGUCAAAUUGGUCAGAAUAUACAGUCCUCUGAAUAUGCUAAAUCUAUGCAUAAUGAGCAUAUUUACUUUUCUCAACAAUCUCAACCACAAAAGAGUUCUCAAGUUUCUAUAAAUAAUAAACAUCAACCCCACAAUAUAACCCGAAAAAAUUUGCAUCAAAACCAAUUAUCUAUGAAUAAUUAUAAUUUGCAAACUACAUCUCUCCAAACUUCUAAUAAUCAUCCACAAUUAUCACCUCAUAUUCAAUCAUCUCAUAUUCAGACUUUGCAUACUCAAUUAUCUCCUAAUAUUAAAUCUUCGGAUUCUCAAUUAACUCAUUAUCAACAUCUAAAUAAUCAAUCUAAUUAUUUACAAUCCUCUACUCAACCUAUCUAUUCCCAAUCAGAAUUUCCUGUAACUUCUAAUUAUCAUCAGCUUCCAUAUGCUCAAUCUUCAAAUUACUCUCAAACUUCUAGUUAUACUCAGAUAGCUAAUCAUCCUCAACAAUCUAACUAUUCUCAAACCUCUAAUUAUACCCAAUUGGAUAGUAAUACUCAGAAAUUGAGUUAUUCACAACCUCCCUAUGAUAUACAAUCCCAUGAUAAAUCAAAUCAACAUCUUCAACAUAUUCAUAGUAAAUCUCCUCAUUAUUCUCAAUCUUCUUAUUAUUCCCAAUCUUCUUUUAAUCCCCAAUUAUCUCAUUCUCAAUUACCUCUUAAUUCUCAAUCUUCUUAUAAUCCUCAAUUAUCUUAUAAUCCUCAAUCAUCUUAUAAUCCUCAAUCAUCUUAUAAUCCUCAAUCAUCUUAUAAUCCUCAAUCAUCUUAUCCUCAAUCUUAUAAUCCCCAAUCAUCUCAUAAUCGCCAAUUAUCCCAUAAUCGUCAAUUAUCUCAUAACCCUCAAUUAUCUCAUAAUCCUCAAUCAUCCCAUAUUUCUCAACCUUUCAAUAUUCAACCAACUCAUAAUCUUCAAUUACCUCAUCCUCAACUAUCUCGUAAUCUCCAAUCAUCCCAUAAUUCUCAAUCUUCUCAUAAUCCUCAAUUACCUCGUAAUUAUCAAUCUUCCUACAAUAUUCAAUCAUCUAAUAAUAUUCAAUCAUCUAAUAAUAUUCAAUCAUCUAAUAAUAUUCAAUCAUCUAAUAAUAUUCAACCUCAUAAUUCUCAAUCAUCUCAUAGUACUCAAUCUUCAUACAAUUUUCAAUUAUCUCAUAAUUCACAAUCUUAUAUUCAACUUUACAAUCCCCAGUCAUCUCAUAAUUCUCAAAUAUCAUCUCAUAAUCCCCAAUUAUUAUCUAAUAAUCCUCAAAUAUCUCAUAAUACUCAAUCUUAUAAUAUUCAAUCUUAUAAUCCUCAAUUAUCCUAUGAUCAAUCAAGUCACAACACUCAACUUUAUAAUAUUCAAUCCUUCCAUACUCAGUCUUCUCAUAUCAAUAAAGUCCCAAAUUAUUCAAACUAUUCUCAACCUUUACAGUCAUCUAAUACAUCUAUUUCUCAUAACAAUCAAUCUCAAGUACCUACUUUUAAUAAGUCACAGUUAAUUCCUGAUGAACAUGGAAUGUCUCUUGAAAAUAUUACAUGGAUGUAUAUUUUUAAUCAAUAUAAUCAGUUUCCUGGACAAUUAGAUUUUCUUCGUCCAUAUUUGGAAGGCACUCCAAACACUGAAAGACUUGAUACUGCUAUAAAUAUUAUACUACAGAAACAAAAAAUAACUAAGCAGGACUUCGUAAUCAAAGCCAAAAAUUGGUAUUACACAAACUUCUUAAGUCAAUCUUCGUCUCAAAUAGUUUUACCCCAACAAGGAGGUGUAAUGAACAAAAAGUGCCAAUAUAAUCAACAACAGGAUCCUACUUUAAUACUCCCCAACCAACUAGAAAUUUUAAUCAAACUUUUUAUUAAACAAUAUAUACACCCAGGAUUUUCUAUUGAAGAUGAUGUAGUAAGUUUACUUAAAAAUUCUAUAGAAAAAUUAGUUAUAAAUAUUUGGGAUCUUUUGGAAAUAGCAAGCUAUGAUCGUGUUGAUUGGAGAGCUAAACCAUUUCUCCAAUAUGAAGACUAUGAUGAAACAAAAUCUGUAUGCGAUUAUUCUGUUAUAGAAUAUAUAUUAAAUAUUAAUUCCAUAAAGGAUAAUUUCCAAACUAACAAGGCUAAAGAGAUACCAAUAAAUGAAGGUCAAAAUCAAGAACUUGAAAAUUUAAAAGAACAAAAUACAUCCCUUAAUCAAGCUAUAGAAAUUGCAGUAGUAUCAAGAACACAGAAAUGGUUAUUAAGAAAUAUAAAGUUGGUUGAUUUUAGAAAUAUAAUGUCUUUAGAUAAUAUAGGUACUUUAUAUCCUAAUUGUGAAUUGAAAUUUCCUAUUUCACUGAGAAACAAAAUUAUCAAUUAUAUCAAUCAUCAUUGUGACUCAGACCAAACAAGUACUAUGUCAACUUAUCGUUGA